This is a messenger RNA of Mercurialis annua (annual mercury), 1281 nucleotides long. RefSeq names its product glucan endo-1,3-beta-glucosidase, basic isoform-like. Gene Ontology annotation, cellular component: plasma membrane; cell wall. Lineage: Eukaryota; Viridiplantae; Streptophyta; Magnoliopsida; Malpighiales; Euphorbiaceae. The transcript is spliced from 2 exons. The coding region runs from base 40 to 1068 and encodes 342 amino acids. Gene Ontology annotation, biological process: carbohydrate metabolic process. The record is from RefSeq and is a predicted model, not a curated record. Gene Ontology annotation, molecular function: hydrolase activity, hydrolyzing O-glycosyl compounds.
AUUCUCUUCUUAGUUAAAUUAUAUAUUGCUUCCAUUAAAAUGGUCAGCUCCAACAUCAUGGCCAAAACCCCUUCCAUCUUCUCCGUUAUGCUCCUCGCCGGGGUGCUACUAGCUACCCUUCAAACGACGGGUGCUCAAAUAGGCGUUUGCUAUGGAAUGAUUGGCAACAAUUUGCCACCACCAUCAGAGGUCAUAGCUCUUUACAACCAAAACAACAUUCGAAGAAUGAGACUCUAUGAUCCCAACCAGAACGCUCUUCAAGCACUCAGAGGCACCAACAUAGACCUUAUGCUUGGUCUCUCAAAUGAUGAUCUCCAAAGAAUUGCUUCUAAUCAAGCCCAAGCCAACACAUGGGUUCAGAACAACGUACGAAAUUUUGGUAAUGUCAAGUUCCGCUACAUUGCAGUAGGAAACGAGGUUAAACCUUCGGAUUCAUUCGCGCAAUUUCUUGUUCCUGCAAUGCAAAACAUUCGCAAUGCUCUUAACUCUGCAGGUCUCGGAAACAUUAAGGUUUCUAGCGCUAUCGACACCGGAGUUCUCGCAGAGGCAUUUCCGCCUUCAAAAGGCUCGUUUAAACAAGAAUAUAGACCAAUUCUUGAUCCUCUUAUCCGAUUCUUAGUCAACAACAACUCUCCAUUACUUGUCAACUUGUAUCCUUACUUCAGUUACAUAGGCAAUACGAGAGACAUUCGUCUCGAUUACGCGCUUUUCACAGCUCCAUCUCCUGUGGUAACCGACGGGCCGCUUCGUUAUCAGAACCUUUUCGGUGCGAUUCUCGACGCUGUUUAUGCAGCAUUAGAGAAAACUGGUGGAAGUUCGUUAGAGAUUGUGAUAUCGGAAAGCGGUUGGCCUACAGCGGGAGGAACAGCGACAUCAGUUGAUAAUGCAAGGACUUAUAACAAUAAUUUGAUUCAAAAUGUGAAAAGGGGGACUCCGAAGAAGCCGAAAGCAAUCGAAGCUUAUAUUUUUGCAAUGUUUGAUGAGAAUAACAAAAGCCCUGAACUUGAAAAGCAUUGGGGUUUGUUUACUCCAAAUAAACAGGCUAAAUACCCAGUUAAUUUUAAUUAAUUAUUUACUUACAUCUAGCUAAUUGAAGAUAGUAUUUCCUAUGUAUUAUUACUAAAUAAGACUUUUGAGAUUAGCCUCAAAAGAUGGAGCAUAGCUCUUAUGUUGUAACUUGCAACAAUACUGUAAAAUCUCGAAUUCGACUCGAGUUUGAGUCUCAGAAUUAUAUAAUUUCAAGGAAUAAUACCGGAAGAAUAAAAAUUCAACUAAAGACAA